This is a messenger RNA of Spodoptera litura, 1375 nucleotides long. It is a transcript of the gene dbe, whose product is annotated as KRR1 small subunit processome component homolog dbe. Gene Ontology annotation, molecular function: RNA binding. Gene Ontology annotation, cellular component: nucleolus; small-subunit processome. NCBI's taxonomy places the organism in Eukaryota, Metazoa, Arthropoda, Insecta, Lepidoptera, Noctuidae. The record is from RefSeq and is a predicted model, not a curated record.
CUCAUUCGUUCGUCUGUCAAUGUCAUUUGAUAAUUUGUAUCCGCGUCCGCGUGAGUAAACGCUCCGAUUAGUGAAAUAUUUUAUGGUUAUUUUUAUUUAUGCUGGCUUUAGAAACCUGCUAAAAUGGAAAAUAUGGAUACAGAAGAUGACAAUCAGGAGAUAGGCCCCGUAGAUAAUGCGUGGGCUAUGAAAAUACCGAAAUUUACACCUGAAGAUAACCCACAUGGUCUUUUGGAGGAAAGUAAAUUUGCUACUUUAUUUCCAAAGUACAGAGAGCAGUACUUAAAAGAAUGUUGGCCUCUUGUGCAAAAGGUAUUAAAAGAACAUCAUAUAGUCGCUGAGCUAGACCUUAUCGAAGGCAGUAUAACUGUGAAAACAACAAGGAAAACAUGGGACCCAUACAUCAUCAUCAAAGCAAGAGAUUUAAUGAAACUGCUGUCUCGAAGCGUUCCGUUUGAACAAGCUGUGCGAGUCUUAGAAGAUGAAAUAGGAUGUGAUAUCAUAAAAAUCAAUUCAUUUGUUCGUAAAAAGGAAACAUUUUUGAAGAGGAGGCAGCGUUUGAUUGGGCCGAAUGGAGUAACCUUGAAGUCUAUAGAACUUUUAACAGAGUGCUAUGUGCUAGUGCAAGGAAAUACAGUUUCAGCUGUAGGGCCAUAUAAAGGUCUAGUGCAAGUCAGGAGAAUUGUUGAGGACACAAUGAAAAACAUUCAUCCAAUGUACAAUAUUAAAAGUUUAAUGAUCAAAAGAGAACUAAUGAAGGAUCCUCGAUUAAAGAAUGAGAGUUGGGAUAGGUUUUUACCGACAUUUAAAAGUAAAAAUGUGCCAAGAAAACAGCCUAAAAAGAAAGUUGAGAAGAAACCAUACACUCCAUUCCCGCCACCACAACAGGAAAGUAAAAUUGAUCGUGAACUUGCUACUGGAGAAUACUUCCUUAAAGAUGAACAGAAGAAGGCCAAGAAUAGACAUCAAAAAGAAGAAAAGCAAGCGCAAGCUAAGAGAGCUAAACAAGAACAACGACAGAAAGAUUUCAUCCCUCCUGAAGAGAAAACAAAUACUAAUAGUGAUACUCCUGACACUACUAUUGAUAUUAAUCAGUUUAAAUCCAAAAUGAAAAAACUAUCUAAACAACAAAAAGGAGCUAAAGUAAAAAAGGAUUGAGUUUAAUGUGUAUUCAGUUCUAUUGGUUCGUGCUACAGAUAAAUAUUCUCACCUUCAGAAUGGAAUUGAUUGAUUCCAAUAACUACUCCCUACUAUCGGGACCUGCAUCCCAAUCCCAAAUAUUUAGAACAAAUCUGUCUCGAAAAUGAAAGUAAAAUAAAAUUACUAGUUAUAGUAUAUUUGUUAUUUGAAUUAUGUUAUUUUUAAAGUUGAACUU